UUGACCAGAAUUGUGUCAUGAAGCCCACCCUGGAAAUGACAGAAGCUGGAAAGUUAUUUAGCUGCCCCUCCAGCCCCGAAAGUGGAAUUUUGCAAUAACAAAAAGGAAGAAAAUGGAGGUAAGGUGAACCAUGAGCGCUAUCUGCUCCGAUUAGCCUCGAGCCUGAGAAGAUGAUUAGAAUCACACACCUUCUCCCCGUGUGUUUCUCUAAUCUGUCAUCUUAAAGCCAACCUCGCAGGGGCAGGAGCUCUCCGUCCCUGGCACAAAUGUGGGGGUGGGGUGGGGUGGGGUGGGGCUGGUGGGUGGGUUUGCUGUUGGCAGCGCCCAUCACAGGCUGGCCUCCAUUCUUCUCAACCUCUAUGAUGUCACACUGGAACUUCUUUCCUUCCACCCUGGGCUGCGGCUUCCGAGGCUGCUGUGGCCAUGGGGCUCCUGGAGCCUAGUGGCUCUGAUCUCCCCUGGGGGCGCGGGAGGUCCAGCCAUGCCGCUCUUGAAGGACGCCGUGCCCCUCAUGAAGGAGCCCCAUCCGCCGCCUCAGGCCCCUCUUCCGUGGAUCCUCCCGAGCCUGUUUGCCGCCUUCAAUGUAGUGCUGCUGGUGGUUUUCAGUGGCCUCUUCUUCGCGUUCCCUUGCAGAUGGCUGGCCCAGAACGGGGAGUGGGCCUUUCCCCUCGUCACAGGCCUCCUCUGUGUCCUCACCGUCUUCAGUCUGGUUUCACUCAAUUUCUCAGACCCCGGCAUCUUGCAUCAAGGCUCCAACGAACAGGGCCCCAUGGUGGUGCAUGUGGUGUGGGUGAACCACAGGGCCUUCCGCCUGCAGUGGUGCCAGAAGUGCUGCUUCCACCGGCCGCCCCGGACCUACCACUGUCCCCGGUGCAACAUCUGUGUAGAAGACUUUGACCACCAUUGCAAAUGGGUCAAUAACUGCAUUGGUCACCGCAACUUCCGCUUCUUCAUGCUGCUGGUCCUGUCCUUAUGUCUCUACUCGGGUGCCAUGCUGGUGACCUGCCUGAUCUUCCUGGUGCGCACGACCCACCUGCCCUUCUCCAUGGACAAAGCCAUCGCCAUUCUGGUGGCUGUACCCGCCGCCGGCUUCCUGGUGCCGCUCUUCCUGCUGCUGCUGGUCCAGGCCAUGUCGGUGAGCGCGGCCGAGCGCUCCUACGAGGGGAAGUGCCAAUACCUGCAGGGAUACAACCCCUUCGACCAUGGCUGUGCCAACAACUGGUAUUUAACAAUUUGUGCACCGCUGGGACCCAAGUACAUGGCCGAAGCUGUCUGGCUACAGAGAAUGGUGGGGUCUGACUGGGUGCCCAUGCAGAACCUUCACUUCCCAAUGUGCCCCUCAGUGCUCAGUCCCCCAGCCGUCCCAGGGCCUGGGCCUGGCCCCCAACCCCAACCUCUGAGUCUCUACAAACCAGGGAAUGGUCCCCCAGGGAGUGGUGAGGCUGCAGCCCUCCAGGAGCUCCACGCAGGCCCAGUGCUGCCCCUGCUGUGGGACUGCCCCAGACGAGGCGCUGUCUGCCGCUCGCCCCUUCACACCCAGCGAUGCCAGGAGCCCCUGCACCUGAACCUCAUCUCCUGAGCCCCGCGUGGAGGCCUGUCUGUGCUCUGCCCUUGCCCACUCCCCUGGUGGGAGUGUUGAGACCCCCACCAAAGCCCAUUAAAUACCCGUUGCCUGCCUCCUACAACGGCCCUCCUGCCCUGUCUGUCCUGCGGGCCAGGGAGCUUGGGGGUGAGGGGGCCCUGAGGCGCUGGGACAAAGACUAUGGGAGGGAGGAGCCAGGGUCCCAUACUGGCUGGUUCUGCGACCUUGGGCAAGACACUCAACACUUCUCUCAUCCUUAAAAUGGAGCAACAGUAAGGACCACACCGGUGAAAGAGAAAACCCCGCGGUCCCAGUGAUGUCAGCCCCGGCGAAGGCCCGGCCUCUGCCCUGCCGCACCCCUGUCUGACUGCAGGGGGCGCCCGCCACCUGGGAAUUCGCCAGGCCGGCCGGUCCAGCGUCGCUACACUGAAGCCUCCUCCCCCCGCCCCCUCCGCGGGGGUUGGGCGGCCCUCAGGCUGGGAGUGCGCCCUCCCGCUGCAUUAUCCCGGGGUGGGGGUGGGGGGUCUCCAUCACACUACAAUUCUGCAGUCUUUCUUGCCAGCGGGCGUUACCCUGGUCACUCUCUCCUGUUGGGGAAUCACAUGCUGGUUCUGGUCCUGUCGCUGGCAUGGGUCCCAGGCCCUGUGAGUC
Messenger RNA from Mirounga angustirostris (Northern elephant seal), 2233 nucleotides. It is a transcript of the gene ZDHHC19, whose product is annotated as zinc finger DHHC-type palmitoyltransferase 19. Gene Ontology annotation, cellular component: Golgi apparatus; endoplasmic reticulum. The record is from RefSeq and is a predicted model, not a curated record. Lineage: Eukaryota; Metazoa; Chordata; Mammalia; Carnivora; Phocidae. The transcript has 8 exons. Gene Ontology annotation, molecular function: protein-cysteine S-palmitoyltransferase activity. The coding region runs from base 482 to 1579 and encodes 365 amino acids. Gene Ontology annotation, biological process: protein targeting to membrane; peptidyl-L-cysteine S-palmitoylation.